Messenger RNA from Ornithodoros turicata, 3071 nucleotides. RefSeq lists its product as uncharacterized. NCBI's taxonomy places the organism in Eukaryota, Metazoa, Arthropoda, Arachnida, Ixodida, Argasidae. Bases 656 to 2914 code for a protein of 752 amino acids. The record is from RefSeq and is a predicted model, not a curated record. The transcript is spliced from 5 exons.
ACCGUACCCGCUGUAGUGCCCCUCAUCCAUUUCACUUGUGCACUCGCACACACUGCAUACUUGUUCCACAUCCUCAACACAUUUUUUGCCAGAAUUUGCGCUCACAAUUAAUGCCGCUGCCGAUUGAGGAAGAAGAAGCAAAGCAGCAGUCGGCGAUCGUGCCACGGGACUGCGAUACGUUAAACAGUUGAGUUCAGAAGAAUAACAGGAAACGGUUCAUAUUCCUUGUUUUAGGCCAUAAGAGCCAACGGUGAUUAUUGAACAUCACAGUCAGUCUUCAGACGGCAGCGAAGAUACAGACAGCACGCCUCAGAGAAUAAGCAGAAGCCAGCCAUUCGAUUCUAUCCGUACCAAGUAUGACCUCAACAACGGACAAGUGAGAAAAACUACUGUCAACCGAACUCUUCAGCAACCUCGUCCUGAUCUUUGCUUAGAAGCGCCGCAAAAUAUCCGGCAGCUAGAAACGGUGGUAAAUUUUGGUGGAUACCACUACACCCUCGUGCCAGCGGCGAACUAUCCUGGAGGGCCACCCCCACCUGUCUCCCUGUCACACCUGCCGCAAGACUGCGAAGAGGAACAAGAUGCUUUACUUCUUCCUGUAAGAACACACGUAACCUGUAGCAACCUUCUUCGUGUGACAAGGGAAAUUGCCGAUAUGCUUGCGCGUAUGCGUGAGGACCCCAUCGACCAACUGAUCUGCGAAACCCUGGAGAGACGAAUCGAACAGCAGCAGAGGCAACUGUUGCGUCCACGUGUGUCUCAGCAGCAGACGACACACCCACAAAGUCCAGCGUCAGUUUACGGAAAUAUGAACCGUCCUUCAUUGAUGCAACAAAUGAGACAAUCAGUACCUCGGCAAGCAAUUCAAGCAACACAGGUUGGGUCACCGUUACGUGUGGAGGUUGAUCAGCAAGGACAACUGCAGACAUUGCAGCGGACACUGCAUCCACAACAGCAGAUCGCAUUUUCUGUGGGACAGGUGAGAAACGCUAUGAUAGCUCCAGAUAUAAACGAGCUAGUGUCUACGCGUUCACGGCAUCCAAGGUUUCAGGUAGCAGACCAAAGGGUUGCGCAACAAAUCGUACAGCGGCCCAUACUCCAACCUGUUGGUCACUCAGUCAUGCAAGAACCGGGACCACCAGUCCAGCACUUUUCGGUGCAACAAUGUACCCAACCACUGGGGCAAGUGAUUCGCCAGCUUUUGAGCGAACCAGUUAUUCAAAUCGUUGGCCAACAGGCGGCACAGUACAUUUACGAACCGAGUAAUCAAUACACCGUACAACCACCACAGCUGUGCAUGAAUCAGACCGUUGCACAACAAGUCGGAGGACUGGUGCACCAGCCGAUGGGUCAGGUGGGCGAGCCCGUCUGCAGGCUGGCUGAUGGUGGUUUUUGUGUGCGAUGUACAUUUUCCUCUGCUAGCUAUGAGAAAAUUACUGCGGGUCCGCAUAAGAUGCAACAGCACCCCCUGAUCGACCAACACAUGGUGGAGACGCUGCAAGUAAAUAACCAAGUCAUGCCAGUGUAUUCUCUGGAACACCAAUUAGCUGGACGCGAGGUUUCUCAGGCAGCGGACCAGCAGCCAACUAUCAAUAUUGGAAAGGAUGCGUUCUUCAUCAGAACUGGAAUGCAGGAGCAGCUCCUCCAAGGCUACCUUGUAGAACGGAAGAAAAAGAAGCAAUCUAAGAAGGAGGAGUCGAAAGCAGAAAGAAAACAGUCGUCAUCGAUGUUACCCAUGGCUGAGAGACAUUUUGAAGAAGCGGCAAUUACAAUAGAACGUUUCAAAGGCUUGGCUCCCACCAAGUUGUGCACGUCAUCGGAAUCAGCCGGCGGAGAACGUCGACAAUCACCGACUCCAGAUGAUGACCUUCAGUACCGAGGCAACAGCCCAAUAGGGAAUCCCAAACGUGAAAGGGCACCAGGACGCGCAGGCUGUGCUUGUCGGCCGUUUACUUUUGGCUCACACGCGCCAAGCACGGAUCCUAGUAAACCUGCAGCUACUCGAUCCAAGCAGUACAGCAGAGAAAUACAAUCAAGCCCUCCCAGAUUGACCACUUCGAGAAUAGAUGACACAGGUGGCUUGGGUGAUCAGAUAAUUUACCGUAGGUUGAGCCAAAACCCCGGACAGCAAGAGAACGAGCUCAACAACCACCUUCGGCUGAGUAUGGUUCCCGCACAGCCACAGGACCAGCCCAUUAAGGCCCGCCGGUUGAGUCAGGCUCCCACACAGCUAACCGGCAAUGUCAUGCUCUGCCAGGACUGUAAAUGUGAUAGUAUCCGGGUCUCUGACUCUCAGCGAAAUGACAUUGACGAGCCGGGCUUAAAGGCAAGCAUAUCAAUGGCUCGUAUGACAGACCUGCAUCGACAAACUAGUCAACCUGAAGGCAAUCAGGGUAAUGGCGUAGAUGUCCAGAAACAACCACAGGACAUUGGAUUAUAUGGUUGCGUGUUCGCUGAGCACAAGCAGGACGGCGUCCAGAAUGAUUCUGUUCCUGAUCAGGCAGGUCCUGCCGUACAAUGUCCGACUAGCUCAUGCGAAAGACUCCCUGGUCUUGGUUUAGUGCAGGAAAGGCCGCUGUCUCCGCCUGCACCUGAAGCGCUGCCUGUUUCACUUCCACAAACGCGGGCUGCACCUCCUGCUCAAGCAGUACGAGUUCGUGUGCCUCUUUCGCUGAAGAUAAAUGACAGUGUGGCAAAGGACGAUGAAGUAGAAGACUGUUUUAUGUCACCUGUCUGCGUAUUCUUCGGAGGCGGUGCCGUCCUGCUGAUUCUCCUCAUCGUCGUAUAUAUUAUUCUUUUCGGCGGAAAGACACAGUAUAAGAGAAUGGAUACUUUUCACAUAUUGCCUACGGAACCACCGCAACCCAGCGACUACCACGGGCGGAUGAACACUUCUGGAGACACCGCCAUCUGAAGCGAACGUCCAGUCGUCGCCAGAAAAGACCAUCUGACCAUUUCUGGAAUGACUGACGCCAUUGCAAGACAAUGCAAGGUUAUUCUGCCAACUUUCCAAGUUUAUUAAGCUCAAACAGCCUUGUACACUUCAUGGUUUAAUAAAAUAUUGAAGAACA